AUGCUGGCAGGCUGUAGGUUUGUUGUCCUGGAUAAUAAUGUGUAUCAACGCGGUCUUGCCGCAGAUAGAGUGUUUGCGAUGUGCCGAAAUAAAGACCGAGCAAUUCAUGACGAAAAAUUUAAUGUUGCAACUCCUACUAUUGGUAGAUGGGAAAAACCUUGCAUUGGGGUAAAAUGUAAUGUUGACGCUGCAUUUUUUGUUGAAGUCGGGGCUAAGAAGAACUUUUAUCACAUUGAUGAAGUGAUUAUUGGUGAUGGUGAGAGUAUCCAAGUCAAUAAUUACAACUUAACUUAUGGUUUUGCGGAGAAAAAUGCAGUUAAAUACCGUAAGAGAGAAGAGAAUAUACUACCGCUGAAUGAAUACAAGAAAACAGAGAAGAAGAGAACAAUGCGUGCUAUUCCAGUCUCCACACAAGCUUUUCCAUUCCUUCUUCAACCAUCAAACACUUCCAUUUCCACAACCACCUCAUCAUCCCUUUUCUUCUCCUCUCAUCCUUUUCAUUCAUCAAUUACCCUUUCUCCUAAACCAUCCACUCCUUUCUUCUCUCGCGCUUCCAAACCCAACAACUCAACCACUUUAAACCCCGAUAAUGAUGAUGAUUCUGGUAAUUUGUUGGUGACAGAGGAUGAUCAAGUUGAACAAGACUCAGACUCGUUGGUUGAAGAUGGUGUAUACAUAGAGGUCAUGAAGCUUGAGCAGAAGAAUUCACGCAGAAUUGAGUCUAGGAUUUCCAUUGAUGCUUCACUUCAUUCCAUUUGGAAUAUCUUGACUGAUUAUGAAAGGUUGGCUGAUUUCAUUCCUGGUCUUGCUCUCAGCAAAUUGAUCCAAAAGGGUCCCAAUUUUGCUCGUCUUUUGCAGAUCGGAGAGCAGAACUUGGCAUUUGGGUUAAAAUUUGAUGCUAGAGGAGUUAUAGAUUGUUAUGAGAAAGAAUUGGAGACUCUUCCAUCUGGUAUGAAGCGUGACAUAGACUUCAAGAUGGUUGAAGGGGAUUUUCAGCUCUUUGAAGGAAAAUGGUCUAUUUUGCAGACGUUCAGCAAUGGAAGUUGCGAGGAGUCUCCGUUUCGAGAAACUAACACAACACUUUCAUACAUUGUUGAAGUUAAGCCGAAGAUGUGGUUGCCCAUUCGGCUCAUAGAGGGUAGACUUUGCAGCGAGAUAAAAAAGAACCUUACUUCCAUAAGGGGAGAAGCUCAGAAAGCUACUGACAGAACUGUAAAUGCAAAUCAAUUCGAAUGAGUAAUGUAAAUAUCAUAGAAAAAUGAAUACAAGUAAAGUUCAUUUUGUGUCAAUUCUCACUUGGUAAGGCUACAAGCUUGGCCAUAUUCUUCUAAAAUAUCUUCAAGUUCUGGACUGGACCA
Molecule: messenger RNA, 1358 nt
Organism: Trifolium pratense (red clover)
Lineage: Eukaryota; Viridiplantae; Streptophyta; Magnoliopsida; Fabales; Fabaceae
Exons: 5
Coding region: 1-1236 (411 amino acids)
Source: RefSeq, a predicted model, not a curated record